AUGAACCUCCUGCAUGACCAGUGCUGCUGGCUCCUGUUCUGUCUGUUUGCUCAAGUGUAUUUUCUUGCAGGCACUACUGGGGACCUCAAAGUUUUACAAUCACCACACAAUCUGAUUCUGUCCAAGGGAGAGACUGCACAAAUCAACUGCACGUGGAAUGGGGAAAAAGUCAACGGACUUAAAAAAAGCUGGCAGAAAGAUGAAAAAAAGAUUGACAAGGAUUCCACUAUCUUCAAUAGGAUAAAUAUCUCAUCUCAAAACUACUCAUCAGCCCUGGCCAUUCACAAUAUAUCUAGUAAUGAUUCAGGUUUAUAUGUUUGUAAAUUUUUCCACGACAUACCAAAACUCGAAGAAUACUUGGGAAAAGGAACACAAUUAACAGUGAAUUCACAAACUAAAACCUCCACUGAGAGCCAAGGGGGUGCUGAAAACCAAGCGGAUGCUGAAAACCAAGCGGAUGCUGGAAACCAAGUGGAUGCUGGAGACUCUGGGCUUCCACUCCAACUCACAGUGUCUUUGGCUGUUGUUGUGGGUCUACUGGUGAUCAGCGCUCCUUUGGUUAUCUGCAGAUUAAAGAGAGCAGGAAAUAAUGUGAUCAGAGAAGCACCCAACGAAAGCGAGGAGCAUGGAGAAGAAAUUGAGUCCAACUCUAACUCCUCCAGGGGUUCAACGCAGUGGUGUCAGGUUCCUGUGUAUGAAGCUUACUUUGAUCAUCGGAGAGAUGAGGAGGAUGGCUGAAAAGGAUUCAACAUCACAGAAGAAAUAUUCCAUAGCCUACAUUAUUUGUUUUUGCCAUCUUAUGGUUAAACUGUGUUCCUAUUGAAUAAUCUCAUAGUCAUUCUUGAGGCAAUUAAGGGAUACAACAUGCUGUAAAAGUAACCGUUUCAAUUCACACAGAGCAUGGUUUGAACUGACAUAGACCCAGCAUUACAGUUUUUCUCGAUUGCCUUAACGCUUGCGUCAACUCUGACACCAUGUCAUCAAAACAGUUAACACACCGGUCUAAACAGAAUCACUCAACACAAUUUUUUCUUGCAAAAGACUGAAACACUCUCAAAACACUUAAAACACACAGCAAAGGCUAAUUUUGCCUUUAAACAACACAACUUGUGUAGUCAAAUCAAUGUUCGCUUUCAAUCAGUCACACACUGCACAACAAAAUGCAACCGAUUCAAUUAAUUUAAACGCCAUAAUAUGCUUCAAGGUACUUCACGGAGCUUGGUUUGAACUGAAACUCGCGAGAGCCAGCAGGUGACAGGGGUAAGGGAAAAUGUUCUUCCUUUUAAAAGGAAAAAACUUUGAGCAGAACCAUGGGGGAGGAGUCCUAUAUCCGGAUAUUACAGUGUACAGAAAGGGUAUAGGAUUGUUGCAUUUUUUUUUUAUUGUUCAAUUUCUUUGUGAUGUAAUUGCUCCAUACAACUCUUUAUCAUUAUUAAUUCUUCAUUUAAUCAAUCAACUUCUUUAAUUUGAUAUGUUUUAAUCUGAAAGCUGACAAAAUUAAGAUGCUGCUUGAUUUUAUUGUGUUCUUCAAAAAUGAUUUAGCUUUCUGUUUAGUAUAGCCUACUUAAUGAUAGUCGACAUUCAGUGAACAAACUUGAAAGUUUACUUUGAAGUGCGAGGAGCAAGUAUUGCCCUGUUACUACAGUAUUAAAGAGUGUGCUUAAAGGUGCCAUCAGCGAUUGUAUGCACCCAUAUAUUUUUUGUCAAAUUCAGCAGUAAUCACCUCAUGACUACUAGCUGCCCGUUCCAUGAGUAGCCUACACUGUAUAAAAAAAUGUCUGUAGGCAGCCCAGGCUCUGAAAGCUGGUUGAGUGGGGGCAGCCUGUCCUCCAAACAAAAAUGUCACAGACUGUGCCUCUAAUAAACUAGAA
Messenger RNA from Sardina pilchardus (European sardine), 1871 nucleotides. RefSeq lists its product as uncharacterized. Gene Ontology annotation, biological process: adaptive immune response. The transcript has 5 exons. The record is from RefSeq and is a predicted model, not a curated record. NCBI's taxonomy places the organism in Eukaryota, Metazoa, Chordata, Actinopteri, Clupeiformes, Clupeidae. Gene Ontology annotation, cellular component: membrane. Gene Ontology annotation, molecular function: signaling receptor activity. Bases 1 to 738 code for a protein of 245 amino acids.